Molecule: messenger RNA, 1980 nt
Organism: Styela clava
Lineage: Eukaryota; Metazoa; Chordata; Ascidiacea; Stolidobranchia; Styelidae
Source: RefSeq, a predicted model, not a curated record
AUGCUCAUGAUUGGCGUGAAUGUACCGGAGGUAUUCUGGGUAAAAGAUGAAAGGCGUGGUACUACAAAUGAACCAGUUGCAAAGAGAAGUAUUCUUGGUUGGUCACUGAUUGGGCCUGCCUUUAAUAAAGCUUCUCGGAAUGAAAGUUUUCAUGUACAAGUAAAUCUUGCUGAAGUGAAAAGAGAAGAUCUUCAACGACAAAUUAGAGAGAUGUGGGAAACAGAUUUCAAAGAUAUAUCAUUGACUUCCACACCAACAUUGUCAAGAGAAGAUAAGUAUGCAUUACAACUGAUGGAAGAUAAUAUAAAGAUGGUGGAUGGACAUUACCAAUCUCCGUUACCAUGGAAACCAGGAUGUCCUGAAUUUCCUAAUAAUCGUGAUGCAGUUAUGAGAAGAACCAACAAUUUGGGAAAACGCUUGUUGAGGAAUGAUGUUUUAAGGGACAAAUAUUGCAGUACCAUGGCUGAAUUUAUAAAGAAAGGAUGGGCAAGGAAAAUUCCUGCUGCUGAAUUUGAAGCACCCAUUGGUAAAGCGUGGUAUCUUCCUCAUCAACCCGUUACAUCAGAACAGAAACCUGGUAAAGUACGCCUGGUAUUUGAUGCAGGUGCAAGAUAUUUGAACACAUCACUGAAUGAUCAAUUACUGCAAGGUCCAGAUAUGGCAAAUGGAUUGUUAUCUGUUUUGCUACGUUUCAGAAUGUACAAAUAUGGUAUAACUGCAGAUAUAGAAGCUAUGUUCUUACAAGCUCGUGUAACGCCUAGGGAUGUUGAUGCAUUGAGAUUCCUAUUUUGGCCUGAUGGAGAUUUGACAAAAACUCCUGUCGAUCAUCAGAUGUUAGUGCAUUGUUUUGGAAAUACAUCAAGUCCAUUUUGUGCAAAUUACUGUUUAAGGAGAACAGCAGAAGAUUUUGGAAAAGACUUUCCAUCAGACAUAAGUGACAAUAUCAAAGAUAAUUCAUAUAUAGAUGACUUCCUACUUGGAGCAGAUAGUAUAUCUGAAGGGAAGAGAAUUGUCAAGCAAAUCUCAGAACUUACUGAAUGUGGAGGUUUUCAUUUAAACAAAUGGAGAAGUAAUUCUGAAGAAAUUAUUUCUUGUGUUCCAGAAAAGGAUAGAGCACAAAUUCAAGCAAACAUAAAUUUAGACCCAAAUCGUUUUGAACGAGUUUUGGGAGUCGUGUGGUUCGUGAGAGAAGAUUGCUUUGAAUUUAAUACAAAGCUGAAGACAAAACCUGCUACGAAAAGAGGAGUUCUAGCAAUUCUUAGUUCCGUAUUUGAUCCCAUGGGUAUUGUAUCACCUGUGAUAUUGCAAGCAAGACUUAUAUUCCAAGAGUUAUGUCGUCAACAAUUGGGAUGGGAUGAAACUAUCAGAGAAAAUGAACAAAUAGCAUGGGAAAGCUUGACUAAAGCAACUCCAGACUUAUCAGAAGUCAAAUUACCAAGAUACAUUAAACUGAAUUCAUUUGGGGUUAUUGUUUCACAAGAUUUGCAUCAUGUUGGCGAUGCAUCACAAGUUGCCUAUGGAACAGUUUCAUAUCUGAGGUUAUCAGAUGAAAACUGUCAAAUACACUGUUCAUUUUUACUUGGAAAAUCAAGAUUGUGUCCUAUCAAGACAAUAUGUUCACUUCCACGGCUGGAAAUUACAGCUGCUGCGCUUUGUGUGCGAGUGGAUAUGUUUUUAAGACGUCAAUUAAAAUUUGAGAAGAAUGUCAAGUCUAUAUUCUGGAGUGAUAGCACAGCUACUAUCCAAUCAAUUUACAAUUCGUCGAAAAGAUUUCCUACUUUCAUAGCUAACCGAUUAGCAAAAAUUGAAGAAGGUUCAGAGCCACAUCAAUGGCGUUAUGUUCCAAGUGAAUUGAACCCAGCGGAUUAUGCAUCCCGUGGAAUGACAGCAAAGAAAUUGAUUGCAAAGAAAUCAUGGUUACAAGGACCAGAAUUUCUCUACCAGAAUGAAGAGAACUGGCCACAAAUGCCAGUUAAAUGA